Molecule: messenger RNA, 1576 nt
Organism: Melanaphis sacchari
Lineage: Eukaryota; Metazoa; Arthropoda; Insecta; Hemiptera; Aphididae
Product: WD repeat domain phosphoinositide-interacting protein 3
Exons: 7
Coding region: 453-1493 (346 amino acids)
Biological process (GO): nucleophagy; protein lipidation; autophagy of mitochondrion
Cellular component (GO): phagophore assembly site membrane; cytosol; extrinsic component of membrane
Molecular function (GO): phosphatidylinositol-3,5-bisphosphate binding; phosphatidylinositol-3-phosphate binding; protein binding
Source: RefSeq, a predicted model, not a curated record
AUUUAUAAUUUUAUUUAUCCCGAUCGUGGCCGUCGUAGUUUUAUGCAACGAGUUGCAUUCGUUAUUGUUUGUUGUUGUUUUUUUUUACAAAAGUAAUAUUGUUUUUAAGUUUUUUUCCUCUUCAUUUAUUUUACCACUUUUGAAUUUAAAAUUCUGUCAUCACGCUUUCAUUUUAAAAAUACGUUGUUAUUUUUUUCCCUUUAUUUUUGCAGAACACUUCCGUAUCUAUUGACCAUAUGCUAUUUUGUAUGGUUGUUUCCCUAACACUACAAAAGAAACGUUAAAUGCUUAGGUAGUUAGAAUUGUUAGAAUUAUUUUUAUCAUGCACCCAAGGUGUUUCAUGCUGCCAAUAGAUCGUUAACAAGUUGGUUUGAAAACGCAUCCUACCCGUCCACAGUUCAUCGCAUGGACAUCUGUUAAACAAUUUCUCUCCAGUUGACCGAAUUGAAAUAAUGAACAUCGGCAGAAGUAAUCCACAUGGUAACCGUCUAUUAUUUGCUGGCUUCAAUCAAGAUCAAGGAUGUUUUGCUUGUGGUAUGGACAAAGGUUUUAGAGUUUACAACUGUGACCCUCUAAAAGAAAAAGUACGCCAAGACUUCCCAGAUGGAGGCCUUGCCUUUGUAGAAAUGUUAUUUCGGUGUAAUUAUUUAGCUAUGGUUGGUGGAGGUACAUCACCAAAAUAUCCGUCAAACAGAGUUGUUAUCUGGGAUGAUCUGAAAAAAGAUUCUGUGAUUACUUUGGAGUUCAAUACGCAUGUUCUAUGUGUGCGACUAAGAAGAGAUCGAAUAGUUGUUGUGCUUGAAGGUGUCAUCAAAGUAUACACGUUCACGCAGACUCCACAGCAGUUACAUGUGUUUGAAACUCAUGCUAAUCCAAAAGGUUUGUGUAUGCUAUGCCCUAAUAGCAACAAUUCUUUAUUAGCAUUCCCUGGACGAAAAAUGGGACAUGUUCAAUUGAUAGAUCUAGCUGAUACAGAUAAACCUCCUUUGGAUAUUGCUGCACAUGAAACACUUUUAGGAUGUAUAGCUCUUAAUUUACAGGGUACAAGACUGGCCACUGCAUCUGAAAGAGGAACUCUAAUAAGAGUAUUUGAUACAAAGUCUGGAAAUAUGUUGUAUGAAUUUCGAAGAGGGACCAAUACAGCUCAAAUUUAUUGUAUUAACUUCAACGCGGAUUCAACUAUGAUGUGUGUGGCUAGUGAUCAUGGAACCAUUCAUAUAUUUGCAUUAGAAGACCAAAGUUUAAAUAAGCAAUCAAGUUUAGCUUCUAAUUUUUUACCAAAAUACUUUAGUUCUAGUUGGAGUUUUUGCAAAUUUCAAGUGCCUAAUGGACCACAGUGUGUUUGUGCAUUUGGAUCAGAAAACAAUUGCAUCAUAGUAAUUUGUGCUGACGGAAAUUACUACAAGUUUGUGUUCAAUCAAAAGGGUGAAUGCUGGAGAGAUAUUUGUGCUCAAUUUCUAGAAAUAACCAAUGAUAAUAAUAUUAUUAGUUGAUAUAAUUUUUGUUUUCAUCGUGUUAUUACAUUCAACUAUUGUUAGGUUACAUAUUCCAUAUCAUUUUAUUUAAUUUGAUAGUU